Haplochromis burtoni (Burton's mouthbrooder) is the source of this 8092-nucleotide messenger RNA. Its product is annotated as thyroid hormone receptor beta. The coding region runs from base 990 to 2513 and encodes 507 amino acids. Gene Ontology annotation, biological process: retinoic acid receptor signaling pathway; positive regulation of transcription by RNA polymerase II; negative regulation of transcription by RNA polymerase II. Gene Ontology annotation, molecular function: RNA polymerase II cis-regulatory region sequence-specific DNA binding; nuclear receptor activity; zinc ion binding. The transcript has 8 exons. The record is from RefSeq and is a predicted model, not a curated record. Lineage: Eukaryota; Metazoa; Chordata; Actinopteri; Cichliformes; Cichlidae.
UUUUGCAAACAAUUAGUUGAGUCUAAAAGUGACAAGAAAAACAAAUAAAUUGGAAUUUUUGGUUUACAAAUUUCCACACUAAAUGUUUUUCAGCAAUUUAAAAUUCUUUGCGCAACAAGAGACAAUAAAUCUUAGUGCUAUUUUGUACAUUUACAUGCAUUCGCACAGUUUUUCAUGGCGCAAUCCCUGAAUUUGAUUUAGCUGCUGACCUAAACCAAAAUGUUAUUUUGGUUUUUGUGCAGGUAUUCAUUAUUCUAAGUAAAUCCCAAAUAAUUGCACUAAUAUGUGCCCUAUCUUUCCAUAAGCUGCACAGCAGGAUCUAAAUACACAUUAGAGUCUUAUUGGUGAAAAAUCAGGGCCAUGUGUUAAAACCCUUCUUAGAACCUUCUUAGUGUUGUAGUACUCACCGAGUGGCUUCAAGAAUAAACUGACCUAAGGGAACUUGUUAGUCGGUUCUGUUAAAAUACCCAGAGGAUAAGCAAUGGUCAAAAUGUAAAGGCCAAGGUUAUGAGGUUAGGAAAGGAUCGCGGUUAAGAUAAUUCUUGUAUCAUAUGCGACCCCUCCUCAGGCAGGUUUUUUAACCAUUUGUGUUUUCGUGGACCAGCUUUUCUUUAGAUUUGUGUGUGUGAGAUGUUUCUUACAGUAGGUGCAUCAUGUAAUGUCUUAAUCUGUGACAUCGCCACUGUCUGUGGUACAUCACGGAUUUGUGAAGUGUAAGAUUAGAGCCCUAUGUCGUCAUAAAUCUCUGCUUCCCAAUUCGGCCGGGUGGUGGCGGGUGGGGCAGUUGCAAGGUGUUGUUUGUGGUCUGUGGAUUUGUUGGAUAAAGCGUUUGCUCCUAAGUACGGUCAACUCCAUCAAGUCCUUUCAGAUCAGGAGUUAUUUUUUUCAUUUCGUGGCUUGAUGCCAGCUCAGGUUUUUCUUUUUUGAGAGCAGAUAGUUCUCCGGGUAGACCCAGAAGUUUUUAUGGUGCUCUGCUGAAGGUCUUCAUCAUGAACUAUUGCAUUCCGGACAUGUACGAGAUGCCUCACACUGGCGUCGGAAGCUAUUCGGUGCAGGGAGGUGGGGAAUAUUGCAUGUACUCGGACGAAGGGUCCGGGUAUGGCAACUGUGAGCCUCAGCCCCUUCAUCAUCCACCCUGCAUGGAGCAGGCUUGGUCCCCCAGCCAGCACUACUCGUGCUCCUACGCCGCGGGUCCUUCUGUUUUUAAGAGUGAGUUUUGCAGCAUGGAGGUCCCUCUCAGUCACUUCCACCAGCCUGAGUACUUCCCCGAGAUCAAACCUGAAUUUUCACACCUGCGGUGGAUGCAGAGUGCGCACAGAAAAGGGUACAUACCAAGUUACCUGGACAAGGAUGAGCUAUGCGUAGUGUGUGGGGACAAAGCUACAGGCUACCACUAUCGCUGUAUUACCUGUGAAGGUUGCAAGGGAUUCUUCAGGCGGACAAUCCAGAAGAAUCUCAAUCCAACUUACGCCUGUAAGUACGAGGGCAAAUGUGUUAUUGACAAAGUGACCAGGAACCAGUGCCAGGAAUGUCGCUUCAAGAAGUGCAUUGCAGUGGGAAUGGCAACAGACUUGGUGUUGGAUGACAGCAAGCGGCUUGCCAAGCGGAAGCUAAUCGAGGAGAACCGGGAGCGCCGUCGCAGGGAGGAACUGCAGAAGACGGCGUGGGACCGACUGGAGCCCACCCAAGAGGAGUGGGACCUCAUCCGUAUGGUGACCGAAGCCCAUAUGGCCACAAACGCCCAGGGCAACCACUGGAAGCAGAAGCGGAAAUUCCUGGUCGAGGAAGCAAUGCUUCUUAAUGAAAUAACAUGUAAUUUAUUCUAUACUUCUGACCAGAGUGCAGCGGGGGUGAAGGAAGCUAAGCCUGAGGAUAUUGGUCAAGCGUCCACGGAUAAUGCACCUGAAGGAAGUAAAGUGGACAUAGAAGCCUUCAGUCAGUUUACAAAAAUUAUCACCCCUGCCAUAACCCGAGUGGUGGACUUUGCCAAAAAACUGCCUAUGUUCUGUGAGCUGCCUUGUGAAGACCAGAUCAUCCUGUUGAAAGGCUGUUGCAUGGAGAUCAUGUCGCUGCGGGCUGCUGUUCGCUACGAUCCAGAAAGCGAGACCCUCACACUCAACGGCGAGAUGGCAGUGACACGAGGUCAGCUCAAGAACGGAGGCUUGGGCGUCGUCUCAGACGCCAUCUUUGACCUUGGCGUGUCGCUGUCCUCCUUUAACUUGGAUGACUCUGAGGUGGCUCUUCUGCAAGCUGUUAUCCUGCUUUCAUCCGAUCGUCCAGGCCUAACUAGUGUGGAGCGAAUCGAGCGUUGCCAAGAGGAGUUCCUGUUGGCCUUUGAACAUUAUAUCAACUACCGCAAACACAAAGUGGCACAUUUCUGGCCCAAGCUGCUAAUGAAGGUGACAGACCUGCGGAUGAUCGGCACCUGCCACGCCAGCCGAUUCCUCCACAUGAAAGUGGAGUGUCCCACCGAGCUGUUCCCUCCUCUGUUUCUGGAGGUCUUCGAGGACUGACCAGUGGAUUUCUGUGUGUGUGUGCGUGCGUGUGUGUGCGCCUGGGCACCCUGGUGGUCUCAGGGGUGGAACCAGCAGAAAGCCCGUCACAACGAACCUUCUAACAGCACUACUGAGUGUCACUUCAUUCCACCUUAGAGUAGCUCUCUGGUCUAUUUUUGGAUGAAACCAUUCCUGACAGUGCGGGUACAUGUGAAUAGCUUUUUGACUUUUCUGGUUUGUUCUGUUAUUGUUGUCAUGGAUAUAACAUCUCACCUCAGAUUUGACUCUAGGUUUUUUGUUUUCAUUAUUGCAUCAUGGUAAUCUUAUCAACACUUGUUUGUUCGUUAGAAGCCAAGCACAUGUUGUAUAUUCCUUCCUUUAUGUUGAAAUACUCAGCUGCUCGCCUCAUCCACGACACGAGACGCCGUCAGCAAACCCGCUCCACUUUACCGCAUUAAUAUAUCAACCUUCGUCCAUCUGGUGAGUGUCCAGUCUGUCCGGUGCCUCGCCAUCCUACUGUGACCGUUAAAAACGCGUACUCUAACGGACGGCAGCUCGCAGGUGUCUGCAAGUCUCUCGGCAGCCGCACAUUACGAGGUUAAGUUGCAACGCUGCAUUCCAGAGCUGUCGGAAAAACAAACGUCAGCUCGAGACACGCUCCGAGCGAGAAACCUGAGCAGGAUUUUGCAAUAUUAAAGGGGACCUGUGUGUCUUUUCUCAGUUGAUGUUGCAAUGCUGAUUGUUCCUAUUAAACAUGACCAAAGUUUCAAAUCAUUUACUAAAUAUAUGUAAAAACAAUCCCAGCACUUGGACUGCUAUUAAAUCGAGGUUUCCAAAGGUUUUUCUCGCACCUUCUGUGACACUCGUUUGCUGCAGGCGGUAGAGCUUGUCCUGAGCCAGGCUUCCCGAAGCCGUCCUAUUGGAAGAAAGUGGCUCGUUAGGUAAGGCGAACCUUAACGAGGCAGAGCUAAACAGGAUGCUUUUAGUCAAAGGAUAAACCGAUAGUCUGCAUGACGCACAAAUCUAAGGACACUAGUCUGUUGGAGUGUCUCUACUAGAGUAAUGAGUCCCCUCAAACUUCACACGGUGGCAGUGCACACUGCAAACACAACUUCUCUCUGGCCCUUCACACACACACACACACACACACACACACACACACACACACACACGCACACACACACACGCUGGGCUUUCAGCUAACAGUAAGUCUACUUACUCAACCCUUAAAAUGAUAUGUGGCAUUUUGCAGGAUAUUGCAUAAAUACUGUUGCACUACAGCAGCAUAUAUGGGCCAGCAAAAUAGUCAAAGGUCAGCUCUCUGUUUAUGAGCAGGAAGCAUCUUUGUGUCUGGUUGAAAGCAAAGAGUGUUUAUGAAAUCAGAGUGUGGACACUAAUAAACUGAGAGAGUGUCUCUCGCUUGUUGUUAAUUGCCUUUGGACUUAUUGUCAGACAGCAUGAUAUGACCGGUGCUUUGAUACUUUAUAGACUAAUGACUAAUUAGCACAACCUCAAAGCAUUUCAUAUGCAACUCUGACAGAUUAACUGAAAAUGCAGAGGUUCUGUGCGUUCAAACCUGUACAGUGCAAAAAAUCUUGCUCGAGUUUCUGUUUGUCUUUAUUUCGACAAGAAACAAAACGACGAAACAACAAAACCAAAACUGCGAUGUAGACGUGAGCGACAGUGAAUGGAAUGCAGAAGCAGCAUUAAAAUGAGCCGCUCGUCGUGCCGGAGACUCGUCACACGGUGGCACUGAGGCCAGGAUCGUCUGUGUGUCACAGUACUGCAUGUUGUGCCAAAACCAGGUGAACAAUGCCCUCACUGCAUCCUCCCUCCACUUCCUUAGUUGAGUAUAAAUUGGCUCCCUGUCGGUCCACACACAGGCUGUCCUGUUUGCUGUGUUUCAGUCUGCGGUUGGAACUUCAACUAUAAGACCAGCAUUAGAUUUCAGUGUUUCAUCUCAGCCAUGUUGCCUCAAAGUCAAAUAAUUAGUCAGCAUUUUUUCUGUUUGUUUAGUGUCUCCGUGAGUGGACGUGGGCUUUCUAUUAAAACAGUGAAGUCAUGGUGCUAUGGUGAGUUGGGGCUAUGGCUGAUUGAAGCGUAUUGUUAUUUACAUGUGUGAAUAAGAGCCCGGCACCCUCGCAGGAUGGCAUGCAUAUAGUACAGUAACACACAUGCACAUAUACAGAAUGUACAGUACAUCUGUGCAGCUGUUGUGCAGCAACUGAUCAGCCACAACAAUAAGACUGGCACAGAUGCUGGGUCCCACUCGGGUACUGGCAGUGGUUUUUGGAGUGGGCCUCUGUCUGCCUCGGUUGGAAGGUUGGUAAAUGGGAGGGUUUACCAGCAGAGAAGACCAGUGUUCACCCGUAACUGGUUUUAGUGAUGUGGCUGAUUGGUGUAUCGCUCACACAGAUAACACAUGGGUCCGACUCCACGACUGUGACCGACCUGUGGCAUUCGGAGGCCAAGUAAACUGUAUGCUUCGCCAUCACCAAGGUACACUGACGAGGCUGGUGAGAUUGUGAAAAGUAGAGCUCUUUGUUCUUUAGCCUCUGGUUUUGUUUUUUUUCUUGAAAAAGCCUCGGUAUGGUAUUGCCGUUUGCAAUCUGACAGACCUCGGCUCUUUAUAUUUCGCUUUUUCGAGCUUCACACUACUCCUCAAAGCAGCUUGUAUUUUAUUUUGUUUCUUCUCAUUUCUGUGAAGUGAUGCCUUUUUAUCAAAGCAAUAGAAUUGCUGCAGUGUUUGAAUGACCCGGACCUCACACAUAUACACCUCGCAAACUGUACAGAUUCAGAUAAAUGCACAGACAAUCAGAGGGAGAGGCACCCGAGCUCAGGCUGGUCCCCGUCGACAUGAAGGGCCGGGCCGGGCCCCGCUGAGACGGAGCCAUUCAGAAACGUAACGGUUGGCCACGUUUACAUGCACCCCUGCGUCUGCAGCCAACGAAAGACUUUGUUAUGUGAAGAAGCCUUCGACGAAAGCUGUCAGAACGCGCAUCCAACAUCAACGAGCUAGACUCAUUAACGUAACAUCACCUGUUUUUCUAAUGAAAUGAAUGUCUUCAUGUCUCAGUAGCAGGGGCUGGCUGCACAAACACAUCAGAAGUUGGCUGACUAUCUAAUGUUCAACCCAACAGUCCCAGGAUCUCAGCUCAGGACCUCAAUGUCCCUUUGGUGUGCUUCUGUUGGUUAGAACAUGUAGAUUGAACAAAGUCAUGUAAAAAGCAUCAUUUUUAUGCGGUAAACAUGGUUUGUUGUUGCACGUUCCCGGUUCUUAGGCUCUCUUUCACGUCUUUUUUUAACUAAAGACUUUUAGUCUAGUCUCAGGAAUUUGGCAGUGUAACUUUUCAGACAUUCAGCUAAAGUAGCAGCAACUAUUGUUUGCAGCCCGAAAAACAAAAAGCUGUGUUUGCUCUUGAUUUGGCCUGCCAGUCCUCCACCAGGAUAGUUGUUGGGCUGUAAUUAGCCGCUACCUCAUGAGCGGGGAAUUUUGGCCUGGGAAUCAAAACUGGAACUUUGUUACUGCUGUCAAAUGUAAUAACAGUUCCCGAGUUUGUGCAGAUGAUUCUGUUUUCCUGUGCAGGUAAAGAGACACUAAGAAAGCUGCACAGAUUUUAACCACUGAAAGUCCAAAAUUAGGUGAUUAACAGCUUUAUGUGUAAUGUGUUUUUGUAGCGUGCAGUAGAUUGAACAAAGGUUUCUUUAACAGGCUGAUGACAUUUCUGUGAAACCACACCCCCUCUCUGAAGCUGCCCGACAGCGCAGUCAUUCUCUUUGUGGCUUCAUGUUCAGGAUGCUCAUCAUAAGCAUAAAAUGAGCCACUGUGUGAUCAGGACAGUGACAGCCGUCAGUUUCUUUCACAUCAGCCCGUGUUCCUCCUUACUUUCUAGUUUGUUGCAUUUUUCAAUUUGCUGACUUCAGCUACAACGAGGGGAUUACUGAGACCACCUCCCUCAUGCUAAACAUACAGUUUGAAUAUUGCCCGAUGGUUUAUAGGUCAGUGUGGAGUAGCUUAACACAAAGAAGAAGAAGAGAUGAAAGUCAGAGCGUUGCAGGCUUACUCGUUGGAGGCAAAACAUAAAGGCAAGGGUGGCUCAAAACUUUUGCACAGUACUGUAUCUAAAGCCUAGCCCUGUGAUUGGAUGGAUGGAGCCAGCCUGUCUGUGCAGCCAGCCCCGUUGUCAGAGAAUGAACUUGAAGGUAGAGACGUCUCACAGUUAUCAUAAAAGUCACAUAGAUACUGUAAAACUAAUGCAGGUCACAGUUAAAGAACUGCUGAAAAACACAAUAAUCAAUAAUCAUGAAGAAGAAACAGUGCGAAACAGUGACCUGGAUAAAAACAAUGAGGAGGGCAUUAUUUGGUUUCUGUAAAAAAAUAUAUAAAUAACCUGUCAGUAAUACUUUCACUCAUAAAUGUAAUAAAGUCGAGCAGUUCAUAACAAUAAACCUGUCAGUUUUAUGGUUGAGGCAAAUGAUGGCCUUGAUGUAGUGAUAUAUCAUCAAACCUGUAAAGUUAUUUCAGUCUGUGGGCGCUCUAAUAUGAAUCCUGAAAGUUUAGCUUAAAAAGCUGGAGAGCAGCCGGGCUCUUUGACAGCUCCUACCCACGUUCCUCUGGGUUCUCCCGAUGACUUUGUUGGCAUGUUGAUCAGUUAUCUGAGCGUUUUACUGAAAAAAGCACUGAAGAGGAAGUGAAACCAAAACAAGGAGUUAAAACUUGCAAAGAUCUGCUACAGUCAAGUAGUUCACAGCAGGAUGAUGAAUGCAGCUUUAAUCCAAAAUGAUCGACAUGUUUUUUUACACUUUGAUACAUAGUUUCACUUUUUGUUUUUUUUCCUUUUUUGCGGGACGGCUAUAAAUUGGGUAUCUUGUAUCCUGGCUGUGUUCACUGAGCACAUACGCAGAGCUGUGGUGCACGUAAACGUCGUCAUUGCUCACCGCUGGUUAGGAACAUGUUCAUUUUACCUGAGGAGGUGAAUGUUGGCCGUGAUAUCUCCCGUGAGUUGUUGCUCGUAAGGUUUCUCAGUUACAACCAAUAGCAAGAGUUGCGCCAUAGAGAAGCUAUUUUACAGUACAAAGGAAAAGGAUGUAUAUUUUCAGACUGCAGAUUUUUUUUACGGAUGUUAGCAUAAUAUGAACAUAUUGUUUUUGCAUAGUGUUAAAAAGAUACAGUGUUGCUCUCAAAUGUAUUUCCACGUCUGAUGGAGACGUAUUUAAAAAAACAAAUGAUUAAAAACAGUUAAAUUAGCUGGAUUCAUGUCCAAAAGAAACCACACAUGAGCACGUUUAGGGACAGCGUGGUCAGAAGGAGGCGGUCAUCCACAGUCGACACAGAUUUCUCUUCUCUCCUUGUGUGUUUGAGUGUCUUCUUGUUUAAGUCAUCUGUUUAAUGCAAACCGGGAAUUCGACCAGGAGGUGCAGAGAGAUGUGAAAGUGAAUCUGUGGCAGAAAAAAAGGAAGAACAAAGAAUAUUGUGUUCCUCAAACGGCUGUUGGACAUUUUCAGCUUGGAGGACUGAUGAUUUUGAUUUUGCCUGAUGGGGGAUGAUUGCAGAAUUUGUGAUUUGGGUCUUAAGAAUAAAGAUGGUUUUGAGAGAA